AUGUUGGCUGCAAAACCUUUCCUCAAAUUGGGAUUGAGGAAGACGAUCGGGUUAGGUCUAAAUACGAGAGCGUGGAGUGAACCCUGGAUCCCUGAUUCUAGAGCCCGCCCACCAAGGACAACCCCUCAGAUCGAAAUCCAGGGUCCAGGAGUGCUGGUUUACUUCUUUAUCCGUCAAGAUACGAAACAAUGGUAUGAAGAUCUUCUCAGACAAUGUUUCCAUCCCGAGGAUGUCCCCCUUAUUCUGGGGUUGAGAUCUAGUAGGACCCGUACUCUCAAUGGUUUUGCGUGGAACCACACUAAAUCAGGAAUUUACACAGUUAAAUCCGGAUAUGAUCUGAUUAGAAGAUCAAGGCUUGAACAAGAAUUGGAUGUUGUGAGAGAGCCGAGUAUCACAGCACUUCAAAGCUUCGUUUGGAAAGUUCGGACGCCCGGAAAAAUGAAGCAUUUCAUGUGCAAGCCGUCUCAGGAUGUAUCGCUACUCGCCAAAACCUCUCUCACAGACAUAUGGAAACGGAUAGGAGCUGCCCCCGCUGUGGGAAUCCUGAAGAAUCCAUAA
This is a messenger RNA of Eutrema salsugineum, 558 nucleotides long. RefSeq lists its product as uncharacterized. The coding region runs from base 1 to 558 and encodes 185 amino acids. The transcript has a single exon. NCBI's taxonomy places the organism in Eukaryota, Viridiplantae, Streptophyta, Magnoliopsida, Brassicales, Brassicaceae. The record is from RefSeq and is a predicted model, not a curated record.